Molecule: messenger RNA, 4414 nt
Organism: Rhincodon typus (whale shark)
Lineage: Eukaryota; Metazoa; Chordata; Chondrichthyes; Orectolobiformes; Rhincodontidae
Gene: rbm26
Product: RNA binding motif protein 26
Exons: 22
Coding region: 594-3617 (1007 amino acids)
Biological process (GO): mRNA processing
Cellular component (GO): nucleus
Molecular function (GO): metal ion binding; RNA binding
Source: RefSeq, a predicted model, not a curated record
GGGCCGAGAGUAGGAAGCCGCCAUUUUCUGAAUGCUCUCGCCAAGAGGGAGAAAUGUUAGAGUUAGCCUGGGCCCAGCUGGUGAAAUACUCCUGACGCUUCCGAGUGUGUGGCGGAACGAUUUUUUUUAAAAAAGGAAAGAAAAAGUCUCAAACUCUUAACACUCUUGGCGUGCUGCGCAGGCCUGUACGUUUUUUUUUAAAGAAAAAAGAUAUUUUUAAAUAUUGUUUGCGGGCCCUGUCUCUGGCCGUGUGUGUGGACACGUUGAGCAUCCGGAGCCGCAGCUGCUAUUUGUAAAUUUUUGUUUUCGUUAUUAAAAGGGGGGGUAAAGAUCCUUUCGUUUCGAUGUUCGGUCUUUGAUUUCCCCACCCCCUUCUCCCUCCAAAGGGAGAAGACGAAACAACCCCAGUUCCUUUAGGUCAUAAAGCAACCCCCCCCCCCCCCCCCCACUUGCCACUUUCCUCCGUCCUGAUCUUUCCUUCCCCCUCCUCCCCCGUCAACAAAUUGUUUAGUGUUUGACAAGAGCCGAUCGGCCUCUGUUAUCUCCCACCCCCCCCAAAAAAAAACCUUUCUCCCUUUCCAAGCUUGAUCACAAUGAUGAUAGAAAAUCUCGAUGCCCUCAAGUCGUGGCUCACCAAGACCCUGGAACCUAUAUGUGAUGCAGAUCCAUCCGCACUUGCUAAAUAUGUUGUUGCUUUGGUGAAAAAGGAUAAAAGUGAGAAGGAGUUGAAGGCACUAUGUGUUGACCAAUUAGAUGUCUUCCUGCAGAAAGACACCCAUACAUUUGUAGAAAAGCUUUUUGAAGCUAUAACUGCAAAGAGUUACCUACCUCAGUCUGAGCAAUUGGCAUCCGUGAAUGUAAAAUCUGAGCCUGCACAACGGCAAGAAAGAGAGGAUAGAAAAGAAGAGGGAAGCAAAGAUGAAGAUGAUCGGGAAAAAAAAUUUACAAGGAGGCUGAAUCACAGCCCACUGCAGUCAGGAUCACGACACAGAGAUAACCGAAACCGCGAUGACAGAAAAAACGAUCGUUCUCGUAAAAGGGAGUACGACCGAUAUCCAUCAAGGAGAGAUUCAUACAGGGACAGAUACAACAGAAGAAGAGGAAGAAGCCGAAGCUACAGUAGAAGUCGGAGUCGCAGUUGGAGUAAGGAAAGAAACAGGGACAGGAGCAGAAGCAGGAGUAGAAGCAGAGAGAGGGAUUCGGGGAAGUCCAAGUAUGACCUUGACAGGACAGAAUCGUCAGAAAGUGGCUACACUCCCAAUACUGUGGCAAACUUGACAUCUGGCCAUUAUCCUGUUCCCACUCUGAGUAGUGCAAUCACAGUCAUCGCACCAGCUCACCAUGGCAACACUACUACAGAGAGUUGGUCAGAGUACCAUGAGGACCAGAUUGAUCAUAGCUCAUAUGGAAGGGGGCCACUUCCAAAGAAGCGCUGUCGAGACUAUGAUGAAAAGGGCUUCUGUAUGAGAGGUGACAUGUGUCCGUUUGACCACGGAAGUGAUCCAGUAGUGGUAGAGGAUGUGAAUCUUCCAGGCAUGCUGCCUUUCCCCUCACAGUCUUCAGUAGUUGAGGGACCAAAUCCUGCCCCCCUGCCUCCACCACCACCCAUUCUGGCUCCUCCACCUGUUAAUCUGAGGCCUCCAGUCCCUCCACCUGGACCAUUACCCCCCAAUCUGCCUCCUGUUGCAGUAGGUCCCCCACCACCUUUACCACCACUUCAACCUCCUGGAUUGGAUGCACCCCCAAGCUCAAUUACUAGUUCAGUGCCUCCUGUUGUCACAUCUGUAAUUCAUCACCAGCCUCCUGCACCACAGCCUCCUCCAUAUACAGCAGAAACCUAUGAAACUGAUGGAUAUAAUCCUGAAGCACCAAGUAUAACCAGUACUUCAAGACCUGUUUACAGACACAGGGUACACAGCCAAAGACCUAAUUUAAUUGGACUUACAUCUGGAGAUAUGGAUCUGCCACCACGAGCUGUAAAUAUUACUGUGAAAACCGAAAAACCUGUUAGCAACAACAACAACAUGAGAAUAGUGGUGGAUUCUGAGUCCAGGAAACGUACAAUUGGGGCUUCUGCUGAAGGAGUGCCUGCAAAGAAGUCCUGGUUUGACAAGUCAAAUUUCAACAAGACCAACAGCCAAGGAUUUCAAAAGAAACCACAAUACGGGGUUGAAAACACCAAGCUUGAACUUCGGAGGGUUCCACAGGAAUUAAAUAACAUCAGCAAACUUAAUGAACACUUCAGCAAAUUUGGAACAAUUGUAAAUCUGCAGGUUGCGUAUCAAGGUGAUCUAGAGGGUGCCCUUAUUCAGUUUGCUGUUCACGAAGAAGCAAAGAGGGCAAUCUCAAGUACAGAAGCAGUUCUUAAUAAUCGAUUCAUCAAAGUAUACUGGCAUCGAGAAUGCAAUUCUCAGCAAAAGACAGCUGCAAAUCAAAAGGUGGCUUGUGGACUACAGCAACCAGUCACGCCAUCGUCUUUCACAGCUGUCAAACAAUCUGUGAAGGAUAGACUAGGGCCCCUACCACAAGGAAAUGUCGAACCCACGCAAACUCAGGUCAUUCCUGUAGCCAACAUUCAGAAUUCAAGUAAACUGUCGGUUAGAGAUCGACUUGGCUUUGUGACUAAGCGCCCAGAACCUGCUCCAACUGAAAAGGUGUUAUCAACUACAACAGGCCUUACAAAAACCGUCUACAAUCCAGCUGCCCUAAAGGCAGCGCAAAAAACAUUAGGCCCUGUUUCAUCAGAUUCUACAGAGACGCCCAAAAAAAAACAGGAUACACUUAGACUUCAGCAGGAUGUGAGGAAAAAGAAACGAGAAAUUUUAGAAAAGCACAUUGAAACACAAAAGAUUUUGAUAUCAAAGCUGGAGAAAAACAAAAAGAUGAAAUCAGAAGACAAAACCGAAAUUAUGAAAACAUUGCAAGCCUUAACCAAGAGUAUAACCAAACUACAAGAUGAACUUAAAGCAAGUGGAACAGGCUCUACUGCUCCCAAAACAGUAAAAACCAAAGCACAGAUGCAAAGAGAGCUACUAGACACGGAGUUGGACUUGUAUAAGAAAGUACAGGCUGGAGAAGAUGUCACUGGACUUCGAAAAAAGUACAAUGAGCUUCAGCUAGAGGCUGCCAAACGCGGGAUCCUUUCCGCAGUUCGUGGAAGAGGACACCACUCGAGGGGACGAGGAGGACAUCGAGGUCGCGGUAGAGGGCAUCGCGGACGAGGCCGGGGUGCACCUUUUCAUUCUGUAGUGGACCAUCGCCCAAAAUCAUUGAAUAUAUCUGGAUUUUCAGAAAGUGACCAAGAUGAAGUCCUGCCACAUUUUGCACAAUUUGGUGAAAUUGAGGAUUGUCAGAUUGAUGACUGCUCUCGCCAUGCAGUUAUUACUUACAAGACAAGGGCAGAGGCAGAGGCUGCUGCUUUACAUGGAAUUCGCUUCAAAGGACAGGACCUUCAACUUGCAUGGUUUAAGCCUGGAGCUGCCACCGCAACUACUGAACCUGAGGAUGUGGAGGCAGAUGAAGAGGAGUUUCAGGAAGAGCCUUUGAUUGAUGACUUAUUGCUCCAAGAUGAUGAUGAUGAAGAAGAUGAUAACGAACCACGUUCAUGGCGAAGAUGAUCAAAGAGCAACCAAUGUUUACUUACAGAAAGCUAUGCUGUCUGCAUUCUAAAUCAUAAUGUGAUUUUUUUAAAAAGAAAAACUAAUGUACUAAAGAUUGUAGUGAAUUACCUAUAAUAGUUCAGGAGCACUGUUUGGGGUAGAGUGUUAGCAACUCAUUACAGAGCUACUGUACCCAUUUGGAAGAAAUGAAAUGAAAUUACGGCUUUAGUUGCAGCAGGAGGCAUGUAUGUAAUUCAUUUUUUAAAAAUUCAUUUUGUGAAACUUGGUAUACAGAUGUUCAUUGAACUUAGCCUAACAAAGAUACCAAGACUUUAUCUGUAAUUUACUGAUUUGGUCAUAUGAUCUGACCAAACUAAGAACAUUUCAAUGUAACUACUAUAAUUGGUUCCAUGUUGUUAUGGAAUGAAAGUUGACAUUGAAUCUCUAUGGAUGUUUUGAAAAACUGAGACAUUCUAAGCUUUGUGAUAAAGCAGAGAAUUUGGGAAGUACUGAAAAGUGCUCUUGUUUGUUAAAAGUUAUGUAUACCUUUAUUUUGCAUAGUUUGUUUUAGGCUUUACUAUGUAUUAGCCUUGGUUUUCUUCUGUUGGAUUUGUGUAUGUAUUUUACUUGAGGGUUGAUUUUAAACAUUCAUUGUACAACAGCUCUGUCAAAAGUCUUUUUGACUUCUGGCACAUGUUUAAAAAAAAUAAAGAAAUGGAAUGGUCUAAUAUAUAUAAAAAAGAAAAAAAAGUAUGUAAUAUAAAAGAGAAUUGGUUACAUGUAAAAACACAGACCAUUCCAAAUCCCCACCAAAA